Trichomonas vaginalis G3 is the source of this 249-nucleotide messenger RNA. Its product is annotated as organellar and viral DNA polymerase type B. The transcript has a single exon. Lineage: Eukaryota; Parabasalia; Trichomonadida; Trichomonadidae. The record is from RefSeq and is a predicted model, not a curated record. The coding region runs from base 1 to 249 and encodes 82 amino acids.
AUGCGAAACGACUAUGCUGACUUAAAGAAAGAAGUAGAGAAACCAGCAGAAGAUAAAAUGGACAUGUUAGCAUUUCUGAACAAAAACUAUCCAACAGUAGAAGAUUUCCUUCUAUCUGACGUCAAGAAGAAAUAUAAAGAGACUUUCGGCAUUGUUAAAACUUUUGAUAUCCUCAGCGAAGAAAUAGAAGCUACAAAACUGUUUAGGAUUUCAAAUAUACAUCGUACAAUUCAUGUAAAACGCUUGUGA